Cuscuta epithymum is the source of this 1194-nucleotide messenger RNA. The record is from the annotation of a GenBank genome assembly. NCBI's taxonomy places the organism in Eukaryota, Viridiplantae, Streptophyta, Magnoliopsida, Solanales, Convolvulaceae.
UUUUCAGAAACUUUUAGUCCUGUUGUCAAGCCUACUACUGUUCGUAUUGUUUUAUCUCUAGCGGUUUCCUUUGGUUGGACCAUGCGUCAAUUAGAUGUUAAAAAUGCAUUCCUUCAAGGAAAUAUGACCGAGGAAGUUUAUAUGCGUCAGCCGCCCGGUUUCAUUCAUCCUCAAUUUCCUAAUCAUGUUUGUCAUCUGCGAAAGGCAAUUUAUGGUCUUAAACAAGCCCCCCGGGCCUGGCUUUACAGGUUUAGUAGUUUUCUUCUGAGUCGUGGCUUUAUAUGCAGCAAGUCUGAUAAUUCUCUAUUUAUUUAUCGUCACGGGUCAUCUGUUUUCUACCUUCUCCUCUAUGUGGAUGAUAUUAUUAUUACUGGUAAUUCCCCUUCCUUUAUUUAUUCAUUUAUUUCUUGUCUGGGCCGUUACUUUGCUAUGAAGGAUUUGGGAGAUUUACAUUUUUCCCUGGGUGUCCAAGCUGUUCGUCUCUCUAAAGGUCUGUUUUUAUCCCAACAAAAAUAUGUGUCUGACCUAUUAGCCCGUUUUCAUCUUCAUACACUUAAACAUGUUCGCACCCCUCUUCCUUCUAGGACUAAAUUAUCUCUCACUGAUGGUGAACUUCUUGCAGACCCUACUAAGUACAGAAGUAUGCGCAUUUUCAGGUACUUACAGGGUACUUCAGCUCACGGCCUAUUGCUUCAGCCAGAUCGGUCGUCUCCUACUGUUAAUGCCUAUUCUGAUGCGGAUUGGGCCGGUUGUCCUGACAGUAGUUGGUCCACGUCUGGUUUUGCUAUUUUCUUGGGUCCUAAUUUGUUCUCUUGGAAAUCCAAGAAACAACCUACAGUUUCCCGAUCUUCUACUGAAGCCGAAUAUAGGGCCAUUGCUUACACAGUUCAGGAUACAUUACACAUCCGAUCCAUUUUGUUCGAGUUAGGCGUUCCUAUUCGUACGCCUGUCCGUUUGCUAUGUGACAAUGUCUCCGCUUCAUAUUUAUCUACUAAUCCUAUUCAGCAUGCACGCAGCAAACACAUUAGCAUUGAUUAUCUUUUGUUCGAGAACGUGUCUCACAUGGAGAUUUAAUUGUUCGUCAUGUUCCUACACAGUUUCAGCUUGCAGAUAUCUUCACCAAAUGCUUGUCUCCGCAGCGGUUUAUCUUUCUUAGAGACAAUCUGCGCGUUGUUUCCCCUGCACAGAUUGAGG